AUGUCAAGCCAAUUCGCAUUGACGCCAAAUUUGGUAAUUGCUAUCAUACUGGGGGCACCCAUCCUCAUCUUGUUGUACCAAAAUGUUGUCUCCACACCAAAAGAGCUUCGCAAUCUGUACCGAGAAGGCGUCACAUCCAGCAACAUGAGCGAUCAAACAGACUCCAAAUACGACCUCCCAGAAGAUAACAAAGCCAAUGGCCCAGUCCGUAUCAAGGCCAUUUUCGUACACCCUAUCAAAUCCUGCGCACCCGUGGAACUGCAUUGCGCACAGCUUGUGAAGAGCGGUUUCCUGUGGGACCGAUGCUUCGCUCUAGCGACCGAGGUCAAUCGACCAGAGUCAGAGGGGGGUCCGAUAUGGCGCUUUAUCAGCCAGCGCACCAAACCGCUCAUGUCUCAGAUUAAAACUGAGUUAUGGCUUGGUCGUGGAGAUAUCGACGCGAGGGGUCCCCUGGUCCGGUCAGCGGGCUAUCUCGUCUUCAAGUUUCCAGACCCAGAUCCUCUUAGUUGGCUUGAUCGAAUGUGGCAGUUGUUUGAUCUUCGCCAGAAAGAAGUGUCUGUGGUUGUGCCACUACAUCCUGACGAGGCGUACCAAAAAAAGCACGUCAUAGCAAUGAAGCCAUUCACCAUCCAUUCCAGAGAAGCAAAAGGCCUGGAUAUGGGCAAUGCACCAUCGGUAGCCGCCGUGCUCCCCAAACUGAAGCGCUUCCUCAACAUCCCAGAACAUCAAAACCUUACCCUCCUGCAGUGCACACCAAACACGCUUGUGCGCACUGAAAAGAACCUUGCGCCUCUGGAACACAUUGGAAGACCAGCUGUUCACGGCUACACAGACCAACAGCCCGUCAACAUCAACAACCUGGCAUCCGUGCACGCUGUAUCUGCUCUCCUACCUGCCGAAAACCAGCCACUCAACGCCCUUCGUUUCCGCGCAAACAUCUGGAUCACGGGUGCCCCAGCGUUUGAUGAGGAGACAUGGAAACGAUGCCGCGUUGUUCCAAAACAACAAGGUGGCGUUGAGAGUGUGUCGCCCAAGCUGUCUGUUGUCUGCAGGACCUCCCGCUGCACGAUGCCAAAUGUGAAUCCUUGCACAGGUAAAUUUAGUACGGAAACUCCAGAUGGAGAAAAGACGAGGGGACGGGCGCAGCCGAGUUCAACGCUGAUCAAACACCGCACGGUGGAAGAUGGAAAUCCUAAGGCGCUUGGCUACAUCGGUAUGCAUUGCGUCCCGGAGGACUUGGGUUUGGAGGAGGCUGCAACGAGAGAUCAGGGCUUGUAUGUCCGAGUCGGUGAUGAAAUUGAGGUUCUUGGGCGAGGCAUACACCACUAUGGAUCCACUGGUAAUGAUUACUAG
This is a messenger RNA of Fusarium sp. VM40, 1353 nucleotides long. The record is from the annotation of a GenBank genome assembly. NCBI's taxonomy places the organism in Eukaryota, Fungi, Ascomycota, Sordariomycetes, Hypocreales, Nectriaceae.